CUGCUGCCAAAAUUUUCAAUUUGAAAAAUUCUAAAUAAAAAUUUUUUGCAAAUUCCACUUUUCUUUUCCUCUUAAAUUCUUUGUAAAAUAUGUUAAAAUCUUGCAAGAUAAAUUCGAUUUAUUAAUUGAAACAUAGUGAAAAGUGUGGAGAUCGAAGAUACAAAAGCAAUUAUAAAAUAUUGGGAGAAAAACCGUCGCGUUUGUGUUCAUAUUUUUUUUACACCACCACCACCCUCCCACCCGCUACAACAACAGCAGCAGAAGCUCACCUUUGUCACAAGCUACAGUCGCUGUCACCGUUUCCGGACAGUGUAAACGAGACCAAUUGCAGCAUUUAAUUUUAUUCAUACGCACGGUGAAUUCAAACGAGCAAUUGAUUUUCCUCAAACGUUGAGGAAAAAUUGCUGGAAUUUUCAACGCAUUCGAUUAGUGGUGUAGUGCAUAUUACAAAACGGCUAUAACAAGGAUAUUGUAAAAUGAGCGAAGAGGAGAACGAUAAAGUCACUUUAGAUCUUUCGCGUAAGCAACUGAAGAAAGUGCCAAAACAAGAGGAUGCACAAAAUGUACGUGUACUGAAACUAGAUGAAAAUGAAUUGCAAAAAAUUGACAACAUAGAUUCUUACCUAAAAAUAGAAGUUCUUUCUCUAAGCAAAAACCAACUGCUACGUAUGUACGGCGUUUGUCGGCUACAUUGUCUGCGCGAACUAAAUCUCUCCUUCAAUGGUAUUCUCUCCAUUGAGGGAUUAAAAGAUUGCAUACAUUUACGUCAUUUAAAUUUGGAAGGCAACAACAUAAAAACAAUCGAACACUUAAAUAACAACAUUAAAUUAGAGUAUUUAAAUUUGGCUGAGAAUAGCAUUGGGAGUAUAUCGGAUAUAUCGUUUUUGAAAAACUUGAAGGAGUUAUAUCUACACGGCAACCGCUUAACUCAUCUUCGUCAAUGUGAUAAAUAUUUGCCCGUUUCUUUGGAAGUUUUAUCUUUGGCAAAGAACAGUAUAAGUGAUUUAAAUGAGAUUUGCACGCUAGCGAAUUUGUCUAAUUUGCAUAGUCUUACGCUUAGUGAAAAUCCAUGCAUAUUGAUGACUGGAAAUACAGAUGGUUUCGAUCAUCGCCCUUUCGUUUUAAACUGGUGCAUGAGCUUAAAAGUGAUUGAUGGCUUUGCUGUCGAUCCCAUUGAGAGCCUUAAAGCAGAAUGGCUUUAUAGUCAAGGACGCGGACGACAAUUUCGUAUUGGAGAACAAGCGACACUAGGUAAAUACUUGAGUUCUGUUUGCCCACUCAUUGGUAAAGCGCUGGAAAAUGAGAACGAACGUAAGCUGCGUUUAAUAUUGAGCAAAGCCCAACAGCAUCAACGUCAACUGCAGGAAGAAAUUUCAGAGAACUCAAAUCCAUCAAGUAAUAAUUCACCCUCAACGGGGCGACGAAAGACCAGUAGUCGCAUACAAUCACCGAGAUUUUCGCGUUUAAGUGGCCGCCAAGGCUCACCAGACUCAAUGGUGAAUAGUUAUCACGGCAAUACCUCGAGCGAAACGGUUUCGAAUAAUGCGAAUCACACUGCGCCGAUGACUACUUCUUUAAUAGAGAAUAUCAAGCAUGAUUCGCUAUUAAUGUCACAAAGUCUUGAUGGUUCGUCAACUGGCAGCGCUAGUACCACUAUAAAUACACGUACGAAUAAUUCGCAGGAAUCAACACCUCGCACGAUAACGCCAAAUCCUUAUAAUGAUCAAAACUAUGCAAAUGUGCCCGUCAAUGUUGGUGGUCCUUUGACCGCGGCCUCAAAAAUGGUACCCGUACCAGAGGCGCUCAUGAGUCCAGACGUUUGUCCCGCCGUUGUGGCCCAACGUGUCACAGUUAAUGCAAUCAAUACGCAAAUGCAAAAUUCUAAAACCCAUAAAAACAAAGAUAACAAACUCAAUUCACCGAAGAUUCGUAGUCCACACUUGAAACGCAAUACGGAACGCUACAGUCCCCAUAUGAGUCCAAGACGUGGUAGCGGCUCUUCAAAUAAUACGCAACAACAUAACCAUGCAUCGAAUCUGAAUCGUGUGGUGGCGGCGCAUGCGCACGCGCAAGUAGAUAAUCACAUGAAGUCACGUUUAACGGGCAACUCGAUGCAUGUUGUUGCGCCGGACACCGGCUCGGGUGGCAUUAGUUCAGACGAUGAUAGUGAUCACAUAAAUAUUGAUAAAUUGAAAACAAUACGCAAUAAGGCGGCGCAACGUACACAACAACAACAAAAAGAGGCUAUGGUGAGUGCGAACGUUCAACUUUCACAAAACCACGCUACGGAAUCAUCCGCCGUGGUCAUACAAAAGAUCUGGCGCGGCUAUCGCACACGCAAGAAAACCAAGGACAUUGCCGAAAAGCUACUCAAGAUACGCACACAUGAGUAUAUUGAUAAGCUUACAAAAGAUAUGGAACUCACUAAGGCGCAACUUGAGAAUGAACGUAAAAUACAACAACUGCAAAUGCAGGCCAUCAAUGCGUUGUGGAAGAAGGUCUCUACCAUGCAAGGUGGCGCUGGAACAGCUAGUAAUGCCGCUGCGGGCUUAGGUGAUGGUGCAACCACCGCAUCAAGUAUUGAGGGCAGCAAUACGACCGCGGCGGCGGAAAGCGGUCGCGUAACUGGCUUGGAUAACAGCUCUACUGCGGCUGUACAUGAUUUGGCCAAGACGUGCACAAUGCUGACCAGUCAGGUCCAACAGCUACAGGGCUCCAUGCGUGACAUACUUAACUGCCUCACCUUAUUCUGUAAUUUGCCGCAGGAGAAUGUGAAGAAAUUGUUGUCAGCCGGCGUGGCCGAUGCUCUUUCCGCCAACGAAAAACGCGAUAGCGCUGCAACGCAAACUGAAAUCAUUGCUGUGCAUACGCCGCAAAUUGAGAAUCAAAGUAAUUUUCCAUUCUCUAAGACAAGGCCAUCAUCGUUGCCCUUGGACAGACAGAAAUUUAGUGGUGCAAGUCAAAAUCAACAACAUUCCGUUGCAGUGGGUUGUGGUGCAGGACAACAAAAACAGCAUCAAAAUGUGCAUCACGAACAAAUAAUGGAAGAUUGCGAGUCCGAGGAGAAAUUUAACGAGAGUGGUAUACAAAGCGAAGAUGUACGCAGUGCGGAGGAGGCUUGCACUGAAAAAUCGGAUGAUGGCAAGGAAUAAAAUACUGUACUCGUUAUAAGUAAAUUUGAAUGUACGAAAUAAGUUCAAGCCUGUCUUUGGGCAAAUUUGUGCUUGUAUGCAUUUUGGCAUAGCUUUCGUCGCCCACUUUUCACGCAUGUGUUACGUUGGUGACGUAGAAUGCGCUCGCCUUAAUGAGAUCUCAUUAAUAGAUGUUUCUUUUUUCUAUUUAAUCUAUUUUUAAGUGCUAUGCUU
Messenger RNA from Ceratitis capitata (Mediterranean fruit fly), 3365 nucleotides. It is a transcript of the gene Cep97, whose product is annotated as Centrosomal protein of 97 kDa. Gene Ontology annotation, molecular function: protein binding. The record is from RefSeq and is a predicted model, not a curated record. The transcript is spliced from 13 exons. Lineage: Eukaryota; Metazoa; Arthropoda; Insecta; Diptera; Tephritidae. Bases 477 to 3152 code for a protein of 891 amino acids.